Molecule: messenger RNA, 1399 nt
Organism: Desarmillaria tabescens
Lineage: Eukaryota; Fungi; Basidiomycota; Agaricomycetes; Agaricales; Physalacriaceae
Exons: 3
Coding region: 189-1157 (322 amino acids)
Cellular component (GO): mitochondrion
Source: RefSeq, a predicted model, not a curated record
CUUCGAAGUGAUCUUGGCUUUUACCACGAUGCUACGCUAUCAGUCGAAGUCAUUACACAAGGCUCUAUGGCCAGCCCCGCCAAUACUAACGGUAUGUUCUAAUCCUCGUUGCCAACAGUCUACGGUAUAUCGCAUGGAGAAAAUUUUUCCAGUACACGGCUGGCUGCUAGAAGGCCAAACAGUCCAACAUGAGACCUCUUCAGUCCAUGUUUUCACAAUCGCAAUCCUCAGCCUGGGACCACGUUUUCAAGGACAUUGCGGACAAGCCUCCAGUGGUAUCCCAAUCGGGCCCCAGACGCGGUCGGAGACAGGCCAUGACAAACCGGGAAAUUAGCGCUUUCAACGACAUGUUCAACAUGAUAUUUGAUGCUGUUUCUGAACAGUCGCGAAAGCAGCGUGACGUCGAUCUACAACACGACGAUCUUGGUGGUCUCUUCACCAAGCUUCGACGACACUCAAAAAAGAUAAAAUGGACUACGGAAGAAGAAAAUCUUUUGGACCAGAAAAAGGAGGAGAUGGACAUGUGCGACACGGAUCAGCAGCUUCUUGACUGGGCUAUGAGGGAGGUGUUUGAAGAUUCGGUGCGACGUGAAGCAGCAUCUCGGCUGGCUAUGGAAAAUUCAGAAAUUAAAGAAGUCCCCCGGCUUCAAUCUCCAGCGUACCCCGACCUCAUUGCCCUCCUCAUGCAGACGUUCCGCGACAAAUACAGUGAUCCUCACCUUGCUCUGUCCAUCUUCGACUACACUCGAAAUCUCUCUAUCAUAUCUUAUGUGUUUGGAUGCACGACCAAGGCUUACAACGAACUCCUUAAGACCAGAUGGCGGUGUUUCCGUGAUCUCAAAGGAUUCCAUGACGCCCUGCAAGAAAUGACUGUCAACGGUGUCGGUAUAGAUGCUAGCACACGCAAAUUGGUCGAAGAGGUGCGACGUGAUGUCGGUGAAAAGAGCUUGUGGAUGGAGGAGGACCCGCUGGGAGAUAGCACCGAGUCAUGGAAUCUGUUGAACAAGAUUGAGGAGCUGACCGCUGCGAAGAAAAAGAGGUCGAAGGUUGAAAAAGAGCCAAGGUGGGACGAGUGGAAGUCUUCGUCCAUGGUCGACGAUGUCGAUGAUCAAUGGGGAUUCGAUAAAUGGGACGACCCGGCAGGGAAAUUGUAUUGAUUCCUUCUCGUUUGUUCUGGUGUAGAUUCGGUUUGCAGAAGCAAGAAACAGUCCUACGUUAGUCGCAUUUGCAGCUACGUAAGGUUUAUCUGUAGUCGUCACAAGUAUCAUCAUUUCAUCUAGCUGGGAAAGGUACAUAUUUGCGCACUGUAUUAGAUCCUGCGCAUGAUUUGUUGUGUUGGGUAUAAAAUAUUCGAAAUGACCACGUAUGGCUUCCUUGAAACAGUAAAAGGAGUGAAAGU